AUUGCUGGGAACAAAUGCAUAACAGGUCCUUGUUAGCGGGGUGUUACUAAAUAUUCUUUGCAAUAAGCUAGCUGAAGAACAUUAGCUAUCUCUACAUUAAGAAUCGUGCAAUAAGACAAGUUGUCUUUUCGUCCGAAAUGACUUUCACGGUUUAUCUGCAGAGGUCGUUCCUUUAAUUCUGUGUUAGCAUCCGGCAACAUGACGGUUCCAGCUUUGCAAAACACAAGUGUGUUCUAUCGAAGGGUCCUGUCACAGUUUCCUCAGGACAUUAGCCUAGCAUUUGCCUAUGGAUCUGGCGUGUUUAAACAAGCGGGAACUCCCCAAGGUCAAAUGGGGAAAAACAUGUUGGACUUUGUGUUUGCGGUGGACGACCCAGUCACCUGGCACACCAUGAACCUGAUGCAGAACCGGAAACAUUAUUCCAUCCUGAAGUUCCUGGGGCCCAGGAAGAUUAGCACCAUCCAGAACGACCAUGGAGCUGCAGUGUAUUACAACACGUUGGUACCUGUGGAUGGAAGGAUAAUCAAGUAUGGGGUCAUAAGCACAGAGUCACUGAUUGAUGACCUUCUUCACUGGAAGACUCUGUACAUUGCUGGCAGGCUGCAUAAACCAGUGCAGAUCGUCCUGCAGGGGGACAAUGAGAAGCUCCGUGCUGCCUUGGUGGGGAACCUGAAGAGCGCGGCCACGGCCUGCUUCCUCAUGCUGCCGGAGAGCUGCUCUGAGGACGACCUCUUCCUCCAGAUCGCUGGGCUCUCCUAUGCUGGGGAUUUCAGGAUGGUGAUUGGAGAAGAUAAGGCCAAGGUUGCAAACCUAGUGAAGGAUAAUUCCCAACACUUCAGGACGCUCUACAACAAUAUUCUACAGGAGUGCCCACAAGUGGUGUACAAGCCACAACAAGGGAAGCUUGAGGUGGAUAAGAGCCCUGAGGGUCAGUUUGUCCAGCUGAUGGCUCUGCCCAGGACCCUCCAACAGAGGAUCACCCGGCUAGUGGAUCCCCCGGGGAAGAACCGUGACGUGGAGGAGAUCCUCCUCCAGGUGGCCCAGGACCCAGACUGUGGCUCCGUGGUACACCAAGCAAUAUCAUCCAUAGUGAAGUACGCAAGCAUAACACAAAGUGCCAAAGGGGUAGUUACUGCUGGACUUCUGAAAUCAGUGUCAUAUAGCUCCAAAAAGCUUCUGAAAAUGUGGAAGGGAUGGAAGAGGAAGGCAUCUUGAUACCUGCAUGGUUCCUCCACACAGGAUGUAUUUUUUGUUUUUGUUCCUACACCCCUGACAUGACAUGGUUUCUCUCCUGUGUGUGUCCUUGUGCACAACCAGGUGGCCCUUCUGAGCAAACUGUUUGUUACAUUGUUGACACUGAAAUGGUUUCCCCUGUGUGAAUAGCCGUGUUCGACUUCAUGCAGUGCCGGCUGCAGCCGGCUGACUUGAAGCUGAGAAUGCCAUUGGCUGCUUCAAGUCAGCCGGGCUGCUGGCGGCUGCAGGCGACGCCGGCGCUGCAUGAAGUCAAAUGCACCUAUUGUCUCCUUAGUCGGUGUCCCCCCUUUGACUUACUGGAAUAAACCAUCGACCUUAUGGGUCCUCUAAUUUUUUAGAAAGGGUGUACCUAUUGUAGACGGUUUGUCAGGAUGGUGUAUGGAGUGUAUCGGGACACAUUUUAUUUGUGACGGUAGAUAAGAUGAGUUUUAUUCAACCUCUUGAAAUGUUGCUUUUGUUCAAUACUGUACAGUUCAUUCCUCUCAAAGCACCACAUCCCUUCAAAGCACUCACAAUGCCCUUAUGAUGUACAAUUGAUCACAGAUGUCCUUGAAUACUGUUUUGUAUGUCUUUCUUAGCUAAAUAUACAGGGAUGCUUUCAAGGAUUGAAAGCUUUUGAGUAAUUUUUUUGUUCACUAUAUAAAAUAAAAAUACAGAACACUCA
Molecule: messenger RNA, 1918 nt
Organism: Osmerus eperlanus (European smelt)
Lineage: Eukaryota; Metazoa; Chordata; Actinopteri; Osmeriformes; Osmeridae
Gene: tamm41
Product: TAM41 mitochondrial translocator assembly and maintenance homolog
Exons: 8
Coding region: 199-1215 (338 amino acids)
Biological process (GO): CDP-diacylglycerol biosynthetic process; cardiolipin biosynthetic process
Cellular component (GO): mitochondrion
Molecular function (GO): phosphatidate cytidylyltransferase activity
Source: RefSeq, a predicted model, not a curated record